AUGAAGAGCUCCAUCUUGCCGGCAUCAGUCGAGACCGAGACCGCGUCGAACGGACUGACGAAUGAGCCCGAGUUAGACGGCCAUGACAUUCUGACGUUGAAUGCCAUCCCGUCCAAUGUAGCCGAUGCGCUGAUCAAAGUGUACAUCGAGAAGGUGCUGCCUCAGUACCCUUUCUUCCUCGCGGAGACGCUGUAUUCCUACCAAUCGAUUCUCUACCACGGCACCGGCACCGGCACCGUGGACGGCGAGCUGCAGCGUCGGGCCGAGUUCAUCGUGGCGAUGAUGAUGGCAAUCAGCACGCUCACAUCCCGGUCGCCGAACCACAGCAGGCUGAUGUCGCUCAGCGAGAGCCUGUAUCGCUAUGCCAUGCAGCGGUACGACACCUUGUCGGCGCCAUCCCUCUGCCAGCUGCAGUGCACCAUGCUACUGUGUCAAUUCGCCAACUUCUGCCCGGCGAUUGCCGAAGUAUGGACACUGAAAGAAAUGGCCAUGAGAAUGGCGUUGGCCAUUGGGCUACACCGAGAGCCGGAAGCGGGCCUGGAAGCCUUUGAUGUCAAGGAGACGGAGUUGCGCCGGCAGAUAUUCUGGACGUUGUAUUCCAUGGACCGGUCGAUUUCCGUGACGGCGCACCGGGCCGUGAGCGUCGACGACGAACUGAUCGACACGGCAUGGCCGUAUCACGACCUGGACGACGAGCCAGCCUCUCGAUGGAAGACACAGACGAUCCGAUUCCUGCGCCACGUCCGGUUCCGACAGAUCCAGUCGGAGAUCUUUGCGGUCAACUUCCAAGGCAAAGAUCUCGGCCCGGUCCCUUACGCCGACUGGAUGAAGGCGCGAGACGGCGAGAUUCUCGAGUGGCGGCGCAGCCUGGACUCGCUCCAGAACACCGGGUUCGACUGGUUCGAGUUUGUCGGCUACACCGGCCAGCUGUAUCUCCACAUGCACUGUCCGCGAAACCCUCAUCCCGACACGGCGUCCAUGGUCACCGGCUUCGGCGCCACCAACGGCAUGGCCGACGGCUAUCUGCGCAUGCUCCGCAAGGGCUUUCUCAAGUUCGACUGGCACUGUGCUCACCAAGCCACCGCGGCCGGCAUUCUGCUCAUUCGCAUGGUCAAAGAUCACUAUCAGACCCUGCUGCAGUAUCACUCGAGCCGCCACGUCAACGACGUGCUCGACAAGUACACGGACAUCUUGACCCUGCUGUCCGAUCGUUGGCCUACAGCGAGCGUCUGUCUGCAAAAGUUUGAGAGUUUGAAAUCUGAUUUGUUCCACGCCUUUUCUUUGUCUGCAGACAUUCUUUUGAGCGCCAAUGCGAAUGUGAAUGGGAAUGCCAAUGGGAAUGCGAACGCCAAUGCCAAUGCAAAUGCCAAUGGGAACGCCAAUGCCCAUGCCCCGUCAGCGUCAGCAGUGACAGGCAAUCGCAAUCCACUGACCAGUCUCACGCCAGCCGACGCGAUGGGGAUGGCGGUUCCUUUCCCGAUCCCAAUCGUCAUGGCCGAGUCUGGAGAGGGAGUGGUGGAGGCAGACCAAGUCUUCGACACGUCGGAUCUGGAGUCGUGGGCAUAUACGAUCAACAUCUUCCGAGACUACACGGAGCAAGAUUGGGAUAUGAUGGCGGGACAGGCGGAAAUGCACUGGCCGUUUUGA
Messenger RNA from Capronia epimyces CBS 606.96, 1647 nucleotides. RefSeq lists its product as uncharacterized. Gene Ontology annotation, molecular function: sequence-specific DNA binding; zinc ion binding; DNA-binding transcription factor activity, RNA polymerase II-specific. Gene Ontology annotation, biological process: DNA-templated transcription; positive regulation of transcription by RNA polymerase II. The transcript has 2 exons. NCBI's taxonomy places the organism in Eukaryota, Fungi, Ascomycota, Eurotiomycetes, Chaetothyriales, Herpotrichiellaceae. The record is from RefSeq and is a predicted model, not a curated record. Bases 1 to 1647 code for a protein of 548 amino acids.